This is a messenger RNA of Spirodela intermedia, 539 nucleotides long. The record is from the annotation of a GenBank genome assembly. NCBI's taxonomy places the organism in Eukaryota, Viridiplantae, Streptophyta, Magnoliopsida, Alismatales, Araceae.
AUGGCAGCCGUGCGGAAGCUCUUCUGCGUCCUCGUCGUCUUCCUCCUCCUCUCCCUGACGGUGCUCGCAGAGGAGUCCAGCACCGUCGCUGGAGGCGUUAGUUCCUAUCUCUCUACUGCUUGCCGUCGCCGGAGAAGAUUGCCGGAGAGGCGAUGAGACUGAGUGUUUCUUCUUUGUUGCAGGUCCCCGGCGGUGCAAAUCGGUUCCCCCGGCAGAAGAUAGGUACGUCAAUUGAACACAGAAUCUCCAUGUUUCUGUUUUUCUUCUUAGCGAGUGGGGAAGUAUAUUGGAUGAAGAAGGGAUGGAGGGAUGGAGUGGAUUUCUGAUUGUGUGUGUGUGGGGGGGGGGGCGCAGACUGCGGGUUCGCGUGUGCGCGGCGGUGCUCGAAGACAUCGAGGAGGAACAUGUGCUUGCGGUCGUGCGGGGGAUGCUGCCGCAAGUGCCAGUGCGUACCGCCGGGGACCGCCGGCAACAAGGAGUUUUGCCCCUGCUAUGCCAGCAUCCGCACCCGGGACGGUCUCAGGCCCAAGUGCCCAUGA